Microthlaspi erraticum is the source of this 1182-nucleotide messenger RNA. The record is from the annotation of a GenBank genome assembly. Lineage: Eukaryota; Viridiplantae; Streptophyta; Magnoliopsida; Brassicales; Brassicaceae.
AUGAAGAGCUCCCAUAAUACAGAUCUUCUCGCCGGUUUACCGUUUUUCCGGUUGACCGGAAAGCAUAACGCUUUACCAGCUACAAUCUUGUUUAUACUACUAUCCGGAUCGGAGCUAGCCGCGGGUCAAUCGAAUCAACCCGGAGACACUAGAAAUGAUCCCUACGGUUACGGCGGCAGGCUUAGUCCCGCCAUGGCUGUGGUCGUUGUAGUCGUAAUCGCUCUUCUCUUCUUCAUGGGUUUCUUCACCGUCUACAUCCGCCACUGCACGGGCGCAACCGACGGCAGCGUUAUCCCCAGGGUGGCAGCGAGGAGAGUGACGAACGCGGCGGUGGCUCGUGGGCUCGACGCUUCGGUGGUCGAGACGUUUCCGACUUUCAUUUACUCGGAGGUGAAGUCGCAGAAGAUCGGAAAAGGUGCGUUGGAGUGUGCGAUUUGCCUGAACGAGUUCGAGGACGACGAAACGCUGCGUUUGCUUCCUAAGUGCGAUCACGUGUUCCACCCUCACUGCAUCGGCGCGUGGCUCGAGGGUCACGUGACUUGUCCGGUUUGCCGUACGAAUCUUUCCGAACAGCAGAAGCCGGCUGAUCCGAUCGAACCGGUGAUAGUAUCGGAAACGGAUCUAGAGGCGCAGCAAUCUGCGAUUCCCGAACCGGCGAUGGAGCUUGAUGGGAGUGUACCACGUGUCAUAUUGUCGAGGUCGCACACGACGGGGCAUUCGGUGGUAUUACCUGGAGAAUGUACCGAGCGGUUUACGCUCAGAUUACCGGAAGACUUGAGGAAGAAGAUAAUGGUGAAUUGGAAGAUAAACCGGUCGAAUAGUCUUUUGGUUUUACCGAGAGGAGGGAGCUCGAGGAGUGGUAAAAUGGUUGACCAGUCAAGAGCUCGGUCGGACCGGUGGUUAUUCCGGAAAACACCGUCGUUUCUGUGGCGGAACCGGGACGAUGGUUCGAUUAGGCUAGGUGGUACCGGCAGCAUUAGAGCUAAAGGAGUAACAAGUCCGACCGGUGACUCGGUACGAGCAGACCGGUGGGCUUUUCUUAGAAACCCAUCGUUUCUGUGGAGAAAUGCGCCGGUUCCUUCGCCGAGACUUGGAGUCAAUGAGGACGGUGAAGGAACAUCGUCGGUUCAACAAACCGGUACAGCUGGUGUAGCUAACGGUUCCGUUAGGCUACCGGUUUAG